Molecule: messenger RNA, 954 nt
Organism: Setaria italica (foxtail millet)
Lineage: Eukaryota; Viridiplantae; Streptophyta; Magnoliopsida; Poales; Poaceae
Product: heavy metal-associated isoprenylated plant protein 30
Exons: 2
Coding region: 50-673 (207 amino acids)
Molecular function (GO): metal ion binding
Source: RefSeq, a predicted model, not a curated record
AUUUCGUGAUAAUGUUCUUCGACCAAGAGCCUAUAUAAAAGCAGAUCACAUGUUCGAUCAUUUCGUAAGCGCGAGCCGAGCCACGCGCAUGGCGGACGUGGUGUCGGACCUGGUGCUGUCCUUCUUCUGCUGCUGCUUCUACGCUCCCGGCGACCUCCGUGGCGUCGGCGCGCACCACUACGGCAGCGCCCACGCCCACCCGACCGGCCGCCAUGCGGCGUGCCACCGCCGCGGCGCCGGCCGCCGGAGCAGGCCCGUGUCCCUGCAGACGGUGGAGCUCAAGGUGCGGAUGUGCUGCGAGGGCUGCGAGCGUGUGGUAAGACAAGCUCUCCAAAACCUCCGAGGAGUGGACAACGUGGAGGUGAACGUGCCCAUGGAGAAGGUGACGGUGACGGGGUACGUGGACCGGGCGAAGGUGCUGAACGAGGUGCGGCGGAGCGGGAAGAAGGCGGAGUUCUGGCCGAGCGGCGCCGCGCCGCUGUGGUUCACGUCCCCGAGGAGCUACUUCCGCGACGACCGCGGCUCGUACCGCCGCGACAGCUACAACUACCGCCGCCACGGGUACAGCGACGGCGACCGGCACGGGCGCAUGCGCGAGCCCGCCCGCGGCGCCGGCCCCGUCGGCAACAUGUUCAACGACGACGAUGUCAACGCCGCCUGCCGGAUCAUGUGAGAUGACGUGCUUCGGGCCUGGAUUUUGGAAAACUGUUUUACCUUUUUUUUUUUGUCAUGGGUUCAGCCCAGAUGAUGAUGGAUCCUGAGAUGAUUGAUCGAAAUGGUUGUAGAGCUUGUGGGCUUCUGUGGUUGUAAUGGUCCAUCACCUGGUUAUUCUUCAGGGCUUCAACGCAUCUCGCCGACGAGGUGCCCCUGGGAAAAAGACGACCAUGCACAUACAUUACCACUAUCUUUUUUUAAUAAUCAAUGAAAAGCAAACCCCAGCCGUUAAAAUCGUGU